Adineta ricciae is the source of this 618-nucleotide messenger RNA. Lineage: Eukaryota; Metazoa; Rotifera; Eurotatoria; Adinetida; Adinetidae. The record is from the annotation of a GenBank genome assembly.
AUGGCCUGUAGUCGUUUCAAUCAUCAAGCAUCAUUGCUGACAAAUGGAACAGUCCUAAUCACUGGUGGAUUCGGUUUUUGCUCCUCAGGUAUAUCCGCAAAGACGAGUGAGCUGUAUGAUCCGAUAGCAGAUGCGUGGAUAAAAACAAAUAACAUGAAUAUUGAUCGCUAUGAUCAUACAGCAACUGUGCUGCACGAUGGAAAAGUGCUGGUAACUGGUGGACGUGAUCUAGGCGUAUCAAUCUGGAACUCUACUGAAUUGUUCAACCCAUUGACGAAUCAAUGGACCACAAUACAUAGUAUGAGCACCCCACGCUAUGCUCAUUCAGCGACUUUAUUACCAAAUGGAAGAGUCUUAGUCGUUGGCGGAUACUCCGAUUACUCUUUAAACACUGCUGAACUGUACAAUCCAUCAACCGACACUUGGGCGGUCACUGGUAAUAUGAAAAAUCAACGCUCUUAUCAUACAACAUCUUUACUAACUAGUGGAAAAGUCUUGGUUGUUGGCGGAUCUUUCGGCCCUCAUGCUGACAUCACAGAAGUAUACCAGUGCGAUGACACUAGACGAAGCGCUCUCGUAAAUAAUGCAUGUGAAGGAAAUGAGAAGUUCUAUUUCUAA